Vitis riparia (riverbank grape) is the source of this 1189-nucleotide messenger RNA. RefSeq names its product very-long-chain aldehyde decarbonylase CER1-like. The record is from RefSeq and is a predicted model, not a curated record. NCBI's taxonomy places the organism in Eukaryota, Viridiplantae, Streptophyta, Magnoliopsida, Vitales, Vitaceae. The transcript has 6 exons. Bases 1 to 1122 code for a protein of 373 amino acids. Gene Ontology annotation, molecular function: iron ion binding; oxidoreductase activity. Gene Ontology annotation, biological process: lipid biosynthetic process.
AUGGCUUCCAAACCAGGUAUCCUUACUGACUGGCCUUGGAAGUCUCUUGGAAGCUUCAAGUAUGUGAUAUUGGCUCCAUGGGUGGUUCAUAGCAUAUACUCAUUAAUAAUCAAAGAUGGGAAGGAGAGAGACCCUGUUUACGUUCUAUUUUUCCCAUUUCUUUUAUGGAGGAUACUUCACAACCAGAUUUGGAUUUCUCUAUCUCGAUACCGAACAGCUAAAGGCAACAAUAGGAUCGUUGAUAAGAGUAUCGAAUUCGAGCAAGUUGACAGGGAAAGCAACUGGGAUGACCAAAUAUUGUUGAAUGGGAUCCUAUUCUACGUGGGUUACAUGAUACUUCCUGGGGCUGCUCACAUGCCCUUAUGGAGAACAGAUGGUGUACUUCUUACAAUUCUUCUUCAUAUGGGGCCUGUUGAGUUCCUAUACUACUGGUUACACAGAGCAUUGCACCAUCAUUAUCUUUACUCACGCUAUCAUUCUCAUCACCAUUCCUCGAUUGUCACAGGGCCCAUCACCUCUGUCAUCCAUCCUUUUGCUGAACACCUAGCAUAUUUUCUACUGUUUUCAAUACCACUGUUAGCAGGAAUUUUCAUGAGAAAGAGCUCCAUUGCAGCCCUCUUUGGUUAUAUUUCUUAUAUUGAUUUCAUGAACAACAUGGGACACUGCAAUUUCGAGCUGAUCCCUAAGAUGCUAUUCUCCAUUUUUCCACCUCUUAAGUACCUCAUGUAUACCCCCUCGUAUCACUCUCUACAUCACACUCAAUUCAGGACCAAUUACUCACUUUUCAUGCCCAUCUAUGAUUACAUAUAUGGUACGAUGGAUAAAUCUUCAGAUGCGUUAUAUGAAAAAUCACUUAUAAGACCUGAAGAAUUGGCCCAUGUGGUUCAUUUGACACAUCUAGUAACGCCACAGUCCAUCUAUCAUCUGAGGCUAGGAUUCGCCUCCUUAGCCUCCGAACCUUACACAUCCAAAUCGUACGUAUGGGCAGUGUGGCCAGUGACAUGUUGUUCUACAAUGUUAACAUGGACCUACGUUCGUACGUUUAUUCUAGAGAGGAAUCAAUUCAACAAAGUCAAUGUCCAAACGUGGGUCGUACCAAAAUUCAAGAUACAAUUUGAUUGAAGAAGCCAUACUCAGAGCAGACGAAAGAGGCAUUAAAGUUUUGAAUUUAGGUCUCUUGAACCAGGCA